Molecule: messenger RNA, 1629 nt
Organism: Peromyscus californicus insignis
Lineage: Eukaryota; Metazoa; Chordata; Mammalia; Rodentia; Cricetidae
Product: tripartite motif-containing protein 30A-like
Exons: 7
Coding region: 10-1503 (497 amino acids)
Molecular function (GO): protein binding; zinc ion binding
Source: RefSeq, a predicted model, not a curated record
ACAGCAACAAUGGCCUCAUCAGUCCUGGGGAUGGUCAUGGAGGAGGUGACCUGUCCCAUCUGCCUGUAUCUCCUGAAGGAACCUGUGACUGCGGAUUGUGGUCACAGCUUUUGCCGACGCUGCAUCACAUGGAACUUUUUAUCCAGCAAACGCAAAAAAGCGAAGUGCAUCUGCCCUUUGUGCGAAGUCCGUUACCAGUUUAGGCAUCUGAGGCCUAAUCAACAUAUGGCCCACAUAGUGGAGAGGCUCAAUGGGCUCAAUUCCAGCCCAGAGGAGGAGCAGGGGUUUUACUGUGAAAGGCACGGAGAGAAACUCCAGCUCUUCUGUGAGAAGGACAUGGUGGCCAUCUGCUGGCUUUGUGAGAGCCCUCAGGCCCACCAUGAUCACCUAACAGCUCCCAUUGAACAGGUGGCCUAUAAGUUCAAGGGGAAGCUCCAGGCAGCUCUGCAGGAACAGAGGGCAAAUCAGAAAAGAUGUUAUGAGUGGAAAGAUGACCUUCAACAGGAGAGAACUUUCUGGAAGAACCAAAUACAGGGUGAUGUAGAAAAAGUUCAGGUGGAGUUUAAAGGACUUCGGGAAUUCCUGGACUCCAAGGAGAAGAAUGAGGUGCAGAAGCUGAAGCAGGAGGAGGAAGACAUUAUGAACAGCCUGGCACAGUCUCAAAGGAAGCUGGUGAAGCAGAGAGAGGCAGUGAGAGACCUCAUCUUAGAUGUGGAGUAUCACUUGCAGUGCUCAACCAUGGAAAUGCUGCAGGGUGUGAAUUCUGUCCUAACAAGGAGUCAGACCUUAAGACUGAAACGGCCUGAUAUGGUCCCGAGAAAACAGAGAAUGAUCUUCCGAGCUCCAGAUCUGAAAGGCAUGCUGCAAGUGUUUCAAGGGCUCAUGGAGGCUCAAAAAUACUGGGUUCAUGUGACCCUGUAUCAAGGCCACAAUAAAAAUGUUGUCAUUAAUGAGGACAGAAGAGAAAUACAACAUGGAAAUGGUUUUAGAAGAAAUUUGCAAAUUUCUGAGACCUAUGAUUUGGGUGUCCUGGGAUACCCAGCUUUCCACUCAGGGAAACAUUACUGGGAAGUGGAUGUGUCUAGAAAUGAUGCCUGGCUCCUGGGAUUAAAUGAUGGAGAAUGUGCUCAACCCCAACUUCCUGCACCGAAUGAGAAGGGCAUCAAGGUCCAAUACAAUCCUGGUGUUAAACAGCAUGUAAAUUAUCAGCCUAAAUAUGGCUACUGGGUUAUAGGGAUGAGGAACGGGUCUGUAUAUAAUGCCUUUGCAGAGUGUUCUGUCACCCGCAAUGCCAGUGUCUUGGUCCUCUCUCUGACUGGCCGUCCCCGUCGUGUUGGAGUUUUCCUGGACAGAGAAGCUUGUACUCUCUCAUUUUAUGAUGUUUCCAACCAUGGAGUUCUCAUCUAUAGAUUCUAUGAACCUUCCUUCCCUGAUGAAGUUUAUCCAUAUUUUAAUCCUAUGUCAUGGUCAGAGCCAAUGACAGUAUGUGGGCCACCCUCCUAAACCUCACCCAUAACUGCACAGUGCCCCAUGUCUGAUGUAUCUCAUAUGCCUGAGCUCCCUGGCAUCAUCAUAACUGUUUCUGCCUUUGCUCUUUCCCUUUUAAUAAACUUCAGGUCUCAAUACAAA